Messenger RNA from Phymastichus coffea, 1839 nucleotides. RefSeq names its product ankyrin repeat domain-containing protein 29. The transcript is spliced from 8 exons. Gene Ontology annotation, molecular function: protein binding. NCBI's taxonomy places the organism in Eukaryota, Metazoa, Arthropoda, Insecta, Hymenoptera, Eulophidae. The record is from RefSeq and is a predicted model, not a curated record. The coding region runs from base 271 to 1194 and encodes 307 amino acids. Gene Ontology annotation, cellular component: cytoplasm. Gene Ontology annotation, biological process: innate immune response.
GGCUCAGUGUACCCGAGCAGCUGCAGCGUCGAGUACGUCGCUCGCCAGUCGUUUUGUCUCGCGGUCCGAUAGCCGAGCGCGGCGCGGAACCAGCCGAAGUCGGACGACAAAACUCGCAAACCCAGUGUCGCAGAGGGCUGCGGCUGCUCUACAGCUGAUCGUCGCUCGGCGAAUCUCGCUGGCAAUCCAACCCGCCAGGCGAGCAUCGAGGGGCGCACCGUGCCUCUCGCGCAAUGAUCGCCGACACAUGACACACCGCACCGCGCUGACAUGUCCAUGAAGAAGGAGUCGCCGUGGGACGUAGAGCUGCACUUGGCAGCGGCGCGCGGCGAUGCGAAGCGGCUGCAGGUGCUCUUGGACUCGGGCCGUGUGCACGUCGACUGCAAGGACAAGGAUGGCACGACGCCGCUGAUUUUGGCAGCAGCCGGAGGUCAAACCGACGCCGUGGUCGAGUUGCUGCAGCAGGGAGCCGAUCCCAAUGCCAAGAGACUGACGGGCACGACAGCGCUGUUUUUCUCCGCUCAAGGCGGCUUCAUGGACAUCGCCGAGAUCCUGAUAAAAAGCGGAGCUACCGUCGACUCCUGUAGCAUCGAUGGCGGUACACCCUUGUUCGUGGCGUGUCAGUGUGGCCAUCUGGACGUGGUCGAGGGUCUCAUAGCCAAGGGCGCGAACGUGAACGCGCACAUGAAGGACGGCGCGACGGCUCUGUUCAUCGCCGCGCAGAACGGGCACGUGCGAAUUUUGGAGAUGCUGCUAGCGUACGGCGCCAAGGCGGAGGCGGCCCGCACCGACGGCGCGACACCGCUCUGGAUCGCCGCGCAAAUGGGCCACGACCAUGUGGUCAGGAGGCUGCUCAAGGCCGGCGCCUACGUCGACUCCAAGCGACACGAUGGCGCGACACCGCUGUUCAAAGCCGCGCACAAGGGCCACACCGCCGUCAUCGGCGAAUUGCUCAAGUACCGUCCGAACCUCGGAGUUCUUCCCAACGGUGAGAGCGCGCUGCACGCCGCGGCGCUCAUGGGUCACAUGACGGUGGCGCGACAACUCCUCGGCGUUGGCGCGGAUCCCCUGCUGGCCAAUCAGGAGGGCAUCACUCCGCUGCAGCUGGCGAUGAGGCACUCGCAGAGCCAGGUCGCCCGUUACCUCAAGGAGAAAGUUCGCGCCAGGACCACCGCGCCCCCGCAGACCUGCUAGCCGCCGCUGAUCUCUCAUGCUAGCGCUUGUACGGGGCGCGCACGUGGCGAUCGACUGAGAAGUUCCUCGCGCGACGACGCGACGUGCCGCGAACCAUCGCUGUGACGAUGCAAUUAUAUAUAUAGAGCCAAACCAGUGCAAUCUUCAGUAGCUUACCGAUGACUCGAAUACGUCCAUUACUUAUAAAUAAAACACGACGAUUGUGCAGCUAUUGUUAGGAAACUUAUCUUUGACGCUUUAUUCGCCCUUCUACGCGACGAUAUCAGCAGUCUCUAAGCAAAAAUUCAAACAACAUGAUUUUUAAGUAAUCGCUGAAACUCGAUAAGACUGACUGACGCGACGUAAAAUUUGCUCGGACGAGUGUCGAGAAAAAGAAAACGAGUAUGUGUACUUUUUACCAAGCGCGUACGUUUUUUCUAUAUUGUAAUUCGAAAGUCAGAGAGAAUUUUAUUGAUUUUGUAUAUUUAAAUGAUUUAUACAAGAUAUAUUAUAUAUAUUUUGCGAAUGUCUUCCUAACGCGGAAUCUAUACCGUAGGUUGAAACCUUGUUACUGUUGGCAGUCAGCAAAAAAAUCUAUAUAUAUAUAUACACACAUAAGGUUUGAGAGAAGUUCGAGUGAUAAUAAAAAUUGCAGUGAUUUAUGCA